Molecule: messenger RNA, 922 nt
Organism: Pelobates cultripes (western spadefoot toad)
Lineage: Eukaryota; Metazoa; Chordata; Amphibia; Anura; Pelobatidae
Source: the annotation of a GenBank genome assembly
AUGGAGGGCACCCCAGCCACUAACCAGGUGUCCUCAAAAUCCUCCAUGAGUCUGUUCUUUUCGUAGCAAACAGAGCUGGAACCGUGCUUCAAGAUCGUGCCACUCACAAGGCAGCCCCAAUUGAGCCCAUCAGCCUCGGAGUGUUUGGCAGAGGACACAAAUCUCAGAACCAUGUUAACUUAACUACCAUCAAAGAAAGACCUCACAGCAAUGUUCUCCAAGCUGGAAGAGAGCUUUAGUUACAAACAAUCUGUGAGGAAAACCAGCAAAUAAUGGUCACAGUACCAAAAUACGCAGUGGAUGUAUUCCAAAGCCAUAAUGUUCCUGCACAGAAAGUUGGAGGGUGUAGAUAACCAAGGAAGAAACAAUAACCUCCAUGUAAGGUGAAUACCAGAAGGCCCAGAAGGCAAACAGUAGGACCCUAUUGUUCAAUCAGAUCCUUGCUAGGCCACUGGACACUGCUCUACAAUUUGAUCUGGCCCAUAGAGCAAUAAGGCCCAGAUCCCUGCCCCAAGAUAAGCCGGAAGACCUUAUUUGCCGCAUACAUAACUUCCCACAGUAUGCCAACUGCAAGACAUCAAAUUUGAAGGCCACUGUGUUGCCAUUUACCAAGACUUGGGCUUUCCGGCGCAUUACUAAAGCACUAAUGGAGAAAAACAUCAAAUUCCGUUGGAACUUUCCAUUCGCCCUUGUGGUUCAGCAACAGGGCAAAGCGUACUCCAUUGUCACACCUGUAGAUGUACCAGCCUUUGAAGAAGCACUAGGCCUCUCUGACAACGUGGAAGACUGGACUGGCCUCUCUAUGGCAUCACCGAGACAACUGUUCCAGAGACCCAGGUGGCAGAGAACGCCAAAGAAUCGGAGAAGGCAGACACCCUCGGGACUUUACAGUAGUUCCACACCUAAAGACAAAGUUACCUGA